AUGUCUGAAAACGAAGGUGGACAUCACCACCACCACCAUCACCAUCAUCACCACAACAAUAACAAUAACACAGUGCCUCAGCAACCGCAGCCGCAACAUGCGCAGCCUAUUCCUGGAGCCCAGCAACAACAGCAACAGCAGCAGUCAUCCAAUGGAGGAAGUGCCCAUGGUGCCCCCGUCCAGAGCACCGGCCCCCGCAUUGGUAAAUAUCAAGUUCUUCAAACACUUGGAGAAGGCUCCUUUGGUAAGGUCAAACUUGCACAGCAUGUGACCACGGGUCAAAAGGUUGCCCUCAAGAUCAUUAAUAGGAAGACUUUGGCUAAAUCAGACAUGCAAGGAAGAGUCGAGAGAGAAAUCUCGUACCUUCGUUUGCUCAGACAUCCUCAUAUUAUUAAGUUAUACGACGUGAUCAAGUCCAAAGACGAGAUCAUCAUGGUCAUUGAAUACGCAGGAAAGGAACUCUUUGACUAUAUUGUCCAGAGAGGUAAGAUGCCAGAGAACGAAGCUAGAAGGUUCUUCCAACAGAUCAUUGCAGCAGUGGAGUACUGUCAUAGACACAAAAUUGUUCACAGAGAUUUGAAACCAGAAAAUCUCUUGUUGGAUGAUAAGCUUAAUGUUAAGAUUGCGGAUUUUGGAUUAAGUAACAUCAUGACUGAUGGGAAUUUCUUGAAAACCAGUUGUGGGUCGCCCAACUAUGCUGCACCAGAAGUCAUUUCAGGGAAAUUGUAUGCCGGUCCAGAAGUUGAUGUGUGGUCAUCUGGUGUAAUCUUGUACGUUAUGCUCUGUGGUAGAUUGCCCUUUGAUGACGAUUUCAUUCCUGCCUUAUUUAAGAAAAUUCUGAACGGGGUCUACACCUUACCCAACUAUCUUUCGCAAGGAGCAAAGCAUUUAUUGACUAGGAUGCUUGUGGUUAACCCAUUGAAUAGAAUCACUAUUCAUGAAAUCAUGGAGGAUGAAUGGUUCAAAGUUGGAAUUGAAGACUAUUUGUUACCACCUGACUUAUCAAAGACUAAGCACAAGAAAAUCGAGGUUGAUGAAGAUGUCAUUUCAGCAUUGACCAACGCCAUGGGUUACGACAGAGACGAAAUCGUCUCUGUGAUUAACAAAUGCAAUGAGCAUAACUCCCCACAACAGCAAAGCAAUGAGGUUAUAGAUGCUUAUUUAUUAAUGAAGGAAAAUCACACAUUGGUUAAGGACUUGAAGAGAAGCCAUAACGAUAAAAUGGAUAAUUUCUUACUGUCAUCACCUCCCCCAUCAUGGAAGCAACAACAGCAACAAUUACAACAGGACCAACCUUCUACGUCUUCAUCUAGAGCCCCAGGAGUGCAGCAAUCAGUCACUUAUCAAACAUUAGCCGCUGUGCCAGAUUUAUCGAUGCUUCCUAACUCGACCAUCGCCAUUUUGCCCUCUUCCUUACCAUCCAUUCAUAGGCAACUUAUGGUGAAUAACAGUGAUACAAACCAAGCGAAAAUUAAUGCUGUUUCGUCAAAGAAGCUGAAAACCAGAUGGCAUUUCGGGAUUAGAUCCAGAUCAUACCCAUUGGAUGUCAUGGGUGAAAUUUACCGUGCUUUAAAGAAUUUGGGUGCAGAAUGGUCUAAACCUACCGAAGAGGAAUUAUGGACCAUUAGAGUCAGAUGGAAGUAUGGGCCAUGUAUCUUAGAGAAGGAACCAAGUGGCGAACUGAUUGCCAAGGACAAUAACUAUCCAGAUAUGAUGAAGAUGCAAAUUCAAUUAUUCCAGUUGGAACCCAAUAACUAUUUAGUAGAUUUUAAAUUCGAUGGAUGGGAAAAUAAGGGAUCAACCGACGAGGAAGCGGGAACGGGAGAAGAGAGCAAGGCAGCAGUUAAGCAGGAUGUAGAUGAGAUGAGCUCAUUUUCUGCAUAUCCAUUCCUUCACUUGGCUACAAGACUUAUUAUGGAAUUAGCGGUAAAUAGUCAAAGCGCUUAG
Molecule: messenger RNA, 1947 nt
Organism: Dujonia railenensis
Lineage: Eukaryota; Fungi; Ascomycota; Pichiomycetes; Serinales; Debaryomycetaceae
Source: the annotation of a GenBank genome assembly